UUUCGACUCUACGUCGGUGAUAUAAGGAACGAAUGUAUUACGCGUUACGCGUUUACUGUAUAGAAUAUAAUACGAAAUACAGCCGCGAGUUGCAGCGGCGCAACUACCUUCAUUUUGUAAGUUUUAUACACUCAUCACGAGCAUCGGCCGCGGUCACGACACACGAAUACACGAUCGUUCUCGGCGUAAGUGAGUUAGUGAGCGUAACGUACACCGCGUCCAAACGGCACUACAUGUUCCGCAGUUCCGCCAUUUAAUAACUUUUUUUUUUUUUUUCUAACAACCAUUACGUAUACGAGUAGUGCCCGUGUACUCUAUUGUGUGCUCCUAAGUUUUUAAUCAUUUUUGUGCUUAAAUUGUGAACUUUCCGCUGUUACUAACAGAAUCCGAUCGUUUUUCAGUCGUUUCAUGCAUUGAUGGUCCUCUGUGCCGCGCGACGUUCGUUUGCGUUUCUUUCCGAAUCUCACGCGUAAUUUAAUGGUUUUAUUGUGCAACAGUGUGAAUGAUUGGAUCGCAUAGAGAUUUUAAAGGCAAUACGAUCACCGUGAAAAUUGACAAUAUGAAACGCAGAAGUUAUGGUGAUUCUCCUCCAAUGUCACGUAAGAAACGUCAUAGCAGUAUUAACAGGUACGAUGGUAGUUCUGACGAACGAGGAUCGCCCGAACGUGUUCGCCGUAGAGCUCGAUCACCACCCAGUCCCAGAGUAUCUAGGUACUCGGAACGAGAUGAAUUUGGCCGUUCUAGAGAUUUGGAGCGAUCGCAUCCCACUUAUAAAGUGUUGUCAGUGAGUGCUUUACAUCCCAAAGCAAGUGAUGAACAAGUCAAAGAAAUAUUGUAUCGAGAAUAUCGCAAAUUUGGUGAAUUUUCUGUUAAAAUAUCGCAUGAACUAGAUGAGAGAGUGGCAUAUGUGUGUUUUAGAAGCUCAGAAGAUGCUAGAGACGCCAAACACAGUAAGCCUAGGAUAAGUUUGUUUGAUAAAAUAGCUUUAGUUGCACCUGUCUAUGAAAGUCGUAGUUCUAGAGAUCACUAUGAAUCAAGAGCUAGACGCUCUCGGUCCCGAAAUUUUUCUCCAGAGUUUGAACGAUACUAUCAUAGAUCCCCCAUGCCUCCAGAAAUUCAUAGGAUACAUCCAGCUGAUAGGUUUUAUGAAAGGCUACCAUAUGGUGCUCUUCCCCCUAUGCUGCCACCACGAGACUUUCGAGAAAUUGGUUUGCCACCAUUACAUCCUCAUGAACUUAUGAUACCUAGAGGACCGUUAAUACACCAUGUGGCUCCUAUUCAUCCUCAUUUAGGGCCAAUUCAUCCGUUGUAUGGACCACCAAGACAUUUUUUACCACCAUUUAGACCACAUCCUCAUCCUCAUUUGUUACAUGACAAAAAAGAUAAAUUUCCAAACUACUUGCACCACAUUCCACCAGAAGACGACCCGUUAGCCACACGUACAUUGUUUGCUGGUAAUUUAGAAGUUUCUAUUUCGGAUGAAGAACUUCGGCGUAUAUUUGGUAGAUAUGGAGUUGUUGAAGAUAUUGAUGUUAAAAGGCCAUUACCGGGAACAGGUAAUGCAUAUGCAUUUGUUCGUUAUCAAAAUUUAGAUAUGGCUCAUAGAGCAAAAGUUGAAUUAUCUGGUCAAUAUUUGGGCAAAUUUCAAUGUAAAAUUGGCUAUGGAAAAUCUACACCAACACAACGAAUAUGGGUUGGUGGUUUGGGUCCUUGGACAUCACUUGCUCAGCUAGAACAAGAAUUUGAUAGAUUUGGUGUUAUUAAAAAAAUUGAAUAUGUCAAAGGUGACAUUUGUGCCUAUAUACAGUUUGAAAGCAUUGAUGCUGCAACUGCAGCUGUCAAAGAAAUGAGAGGAGUGGCUUUAGGAGGUUCCGAACAUAAACUAAGAACAGAUUUUGCUGAUGGAGGGGUCUGUGUCAGUCCUACAUUAACUUAUUCAUCAAAGUCUAAGUCAUCUCAUGAUGAUGUUGCAGCAUCUGCAGGAGAUUUAAGAGAACUAUCAAGACAAGAUGAAUAUCCUUAUGGUUGGCCUGAUGGUGAGUAUCCUUCUUAUAGUUCCAGAGGUUUUCGUAAAAAUCGUGCAGAAUAUGGCGAAGAAAGUAAGGAAUUUGCAAAUUAUGAAAAUGGUCGAUCAUUCAAGCAGCAUUCUGUUUCUGAUAUUGGUUCUCCUCGAUCACCACUUCACCAAUCGAUUGACAGUGAUUUAGAAUCUGAAGAAGGAGCAAUACAAUCUGCAUGUCCUUUGUCAACUGUUCGUACACUUGGGGAUUUGGCUCGUAAAUGUGCUGAUAUAUGGCAAGGCAGUCUUGUAUUAAAAAGCUCACAGUUCCCAGCUAAAUGUCAUUUAAUUUCUGGCGAUACAAAUGUUAUAGACUUAAUGAUGAGAGAUGAAGAUGGCAAAUCAACAUUACGUAUAACUCAACGAUUGCGUUUAGAUGAGCCAAAGUUGGAAGAUGUGUCUAAACGUAUAAUAACUGCUGAUAUGCAUGCUAUAUUUUUGGCUAUGCCUUGUUCUACUAGCUCCAUUUCCAACGAUGAUGCAUCGGUUCAAAUUAGACCAUUGCGUAAUUUAGUAUCCUAUUUAAAACAAAAAGAGGCUGCUGGAGUUAUAUCAUUGAUAACUAAAGAUCCUGAACCAGCUGGUGUAUUAUAUGCAUUUCCUCCUUGUGAGUAUUCUGCCAAAUUAUUGAAACAAAGUGCAAAAAACUUAAGCAGUGAAACUUUAAAAGAUGAUCAUUUAGUUGUGGUAGUAGUUAGUGGGGGUGUUGCAUAAUGAGAUAUUUGUUUUUUAAUUCAAUUUUCAAGUAGGUUCAUUAACCUAUAUGAGGACUUUAUAAACGCAUGUCUUAUCUCCGUCUUACAAAUGCAUAACAUAACAAAUUGAACAUUUUAAAUGAUUAAUUUAACUCUUAUGUUUAAUAAUAAAAUGAAUUGACCUAUUAACAAAUUUAAUAGUAAGAAUAUUAUCUUUAUGGAUCUUUAAAAACAAUUAAACAUUUUAAAAUACUCGUGACUCACUUCAAAAUUAAAAUAUAAAAAAACCUAUGAAAUGCGUUAAAUAAUAUUCUUAAUUUUAAAUUUUAUAAUACCUCAAUUCAAAUUUAAUAUUAAACAUACCAGAAUUAAAUGGAUUACUAAUUUGCUAUUGUGAGCUUGUUAAGCAAAGACAAUGCAUGUAGCAUUCACUUAAUAAUAUAUACUGGAUGUAUACAUAUUUUUUUUUAUAUCAAUGUCUUAAUAAUUAGAUAAUAUUAAUUAUUUUAAGUUAUAAUAAUACUAGAAUAUAUUUUAGAUUAAUUAUUUUUUAUUAUUGACUCCAAAUUAAUUUUUGAUGUUACAAUAUUUAUGUUUUUUUAAUUUGAACGCAGAAGUCCAUAACAACAAGUUAUUGUGGUUUAUUAAAACUGUGUAAAAGUUUUUAUUAUGUGCUUAAAAUUUAAUUAAUUAAUUUCAGUUUAAUGUAUUUGUUUAUUAAUUCAAGUUUACACAUAAACACACACACAGUUUAAUUACGUAUAAAACAUGUGGAGUGCGUAAUAUAAUUUAAACAAAUUGUGCUGGAAUGUAUAGUUCGUAGAACACUAUUUUAAGUCUAUUAAUGUGUACUAAAGUGAUUCAAUAUUUUUACAUUUAAAAUAAUGCAUUAUUUUAUUAUUGAUAAGUGUUAAUAUGUAUACCGUUCUUACAUUUUAAUUAAACUGUUUCUCUUAUAUCUUUUAAAAUACAGUGUAAACUAUCAAGCAAUCAAGUUAACUUGGAUUGUUCAGUAAUCUUUUUUGAAGUGUUGUAACUAUUUAAGACAAAAUAAUUAAUUUUAUUAUUUACUAACUUGUAAUUAAUCAUGUGCGUUAUAUUAGUCUUAUAAUAAAGUGUAAUUCGCGAUUCAACUGUUGUUAUUUUUAAAAAUGAUCUUAAUUCAUUGCAUAUAAAUCAUAUAUGAUAUCUUAAUGAUAUUUUUGCUAAUUUAAAUUAAUUAUACAACUACUUUUUUAAAAUGAUUUGGAUUAACAGCAUUUUACAUGGAAGUUAAGUAAAUGCUGUGUCGGGUAUCUACAAUUGUUGGUGUUGUGAUCAGUGUUUACAGAGUUUGGUGUUUUUUUUCUCAUGAAAAUAUGUGUAAAUAAUAAUUUAUAAUAAUUUAUUGGUUUGAUUCAAAUUGUGAUAAAUGAGAUUGACAAAUUUUAAUUAUUAAAAUUAAUUUCCUUUUUUUUAAAAAAUUAAUUACGUUCUAAUUUAUGGCUAGAAUUAAAAUUGUAAAAAUUAGUAAUAGUUUUCCUAAAUUUGUGUUUGAUGACUAAAAUCUUUAAUUUAUCAUGAUUAAAGACUGGAUUUUUAUGCAUUUUAAAUUUUAAAAUUGCAUGCUGACAUGCACUAAAAUAAAGUCAAAAUAUGUAAAACAUGCAAAAUAAAAUUAUAAAUAAAUAAAAUAAAGUAAAAAAUAUUUUAAUAAAAUUAAAUAAUAGGUAGAUACAUUAGUGAUAUACUGAUAUAAAUAGGAAAAUAGUAUGAACAAUUUAAUGUAGUAUGUUAAUUGGAAAAACAAUAACCUAACCUAUUUUUAGCAUCCAAAUAUUCUUUAAGUCGUAAAAUAUUUUAUAUUAAUAUUAUAUAAACAUACCUAUAAUUUGUUUUUUUUUGCUCAACACUUUUUUGGAUGGUUUGGUAUAUAUUUGUACGGUUUUUUGUUAAAAUAUGCAAAACUAUGCAGGACAUGCACUAACGUUAGAAUAUGUAAAAAUAUGCACUUUAUUGAAUGUUGAUAUUUAAUCAAUCAAAUAAUGAUUUAUGAACACUUAUUGACUGCAUGUAUAAUAUGAUGUUGAAAAUAGCCAGAUGCGUUUUAAACAAAAUCUGGUCUUUAAUCAUGACAUACAUAUUUUUUAAUAUUUAUUGACACUUCAAUUUUGCAUCAGUUAUGCUAUUAUUAUAUUAUAAUUAUUGAUUUA
Messenger RNA from Aphis gossypii (cotton aphid), 4946 nucleotides. RefSeq names its product RNA-binding protein spenito-like. Gene Ontology annotation, molecular function: mRNA binding. The record is from RefSeq and is a predicted model, not a curated record. Lineage: Eukaryota; Metazoa; Arthropoda; Insecta; Hemiptera; Aphididae. The coding region runs from base 503 to 2773 and encodes 756 amino acids. Gene Ontology annotation, biological process: regulation of alternative mRNA splicing, via spliceosome. The transcript is spliced from 2 exons. Gene Ontology annotation, cellular component: nucleus.